This is a messenger RNA of Symbiodinium necroappetens, 1131 nucleotides long. The record is from the annotation of a GenBank genome assembly. NCBI's taxonomy places the organism in Eukaryota, Dinophyceae, Suessiales, Symbiodiniaceae.
GUUGAAGGGCGUGUGUGGGACUCGCGCUUCCGAGUGGUCCAUGAGGAUUUGCAGGAGCCUGGGAGUUGUGGCAUCGUGACGCGGCGAGAGUAUCGGUCCGUGGGUGAGGAGAAUUCGGGUUGUGGACGUUGGUGCCAGCACUAUGUCCCUCGCGCAGGGCGCUAUGAUGUGGCCGUGGCUCACUCCGCAUCUGUGUGCUUCCAAUAUGCCCUGGAUCUGCUCAACGUCUCCGCCUUGCACAAUGCCCUUUUCAUGAUCGCAGGUGCCACAAAGAACGAAUGCCUGGACCAGGGAUGGUUGAGCCAGGCGAUACAGCUAAACUUCUCUGCGGGAGUGAAGGAGCUCCUGCACUGGGGUGCCAGCCCAGACAACAGCUCGGUGGGUGCGACUCCUUUGCAGACCGCAGCGGCCCAUGGCAACAUCGGGGCCCUUCGGCAGGUUCUGAAUGCGAGCACCGAUGUCGCUGCCAGGACUGAAGCGCUGGUGGCCGCAGGAAGCCACUGCCACGCCGAGGCCCUGGAGCUGUUGGCAGAUCAUGGCGCGACCGUGGCCAACAGCAGCAAGUGCGACGAUUCGAUCCUUCUGCGGGUGGUCAAGGAGCACGCCAUGAAAACGGAGGCGUGUCAGCAGAAGGCUCAAGGUGCAACAGUUGAGGGCACUGCGCGGAACUACACGGCCCUCUGGGACGUCCUGUCCGCCCUGCGAAAGAUGAACAGCGCUUCGUACAACGAUUGCAGAGGCCUGGCAUUGAGGAAGGCGCUGGCACGAACCGACUUGGGGGCCGUGAAGUUGCUCUUGGAUGGAGUGAAGAACGUGGACCAGCUGGCAGGAGCCCCGCCGUUGGCAAAGAGCUUGGCGAACCUCCUGUCUGCGAAGACCUUCACGGAUGACGUCUUCCUGAAGGCGGCGACCCUUCUCCACGCGCAUGGCAUGGACCUGGAGCCCAAGAAGAAAGCUUUGCUGCCCUUCGCAGCCGAGCGCUGCAACGUGGGGUUGGUCAAAGGCCUUCUUGACCUUGGGGCUGACCCCGGAGGGCUUUAUCGCAGAACCAAUGCCAGCGUUUGGGCCGAUAAGUGUCCCGAGAUCGAAAAGGAAGCAAUCCAGUCCGAGUUGCGGAAACAGGCAACUUGA